Messenger RNA from Sphaeroforma arctica JP610, 348 nucleotides. RefSeq lists its product as hypothetical. The transcript is spliced from 3 exons. Lineage: Eukaryota; Ichthyosporea; Ichthyophonida. Bases 1 to 348 code for a protein of 115 amino acids. The record is from RefSeq and is a predicted model, not a curated record.
AUGUCAGUCAAUGUGACGAGGAAGCAAUCUAAUGCAUUUACGGGUGAACUAUAUGUGCUGAAUAGUGCAAUCACACUCGUCUCCAACAUUAUGGAUACGCCGACAACGAUGUGGGAAGAGAAUGAAAGCCUCACAUUGCUUUACAAAGCCAUACGGAAGUAUCUUCAGAUGGGAAGGAGGCUGGAAAUCGUGGAGGAACGGUUCAAUGUCAUGGACGAGGUUUGCUCGUACGUGAAAGAGGAUAUAAAUAACUACGUAGAAGUUAACCUUUAUUGGUGGGUCAUUAUACUACUGGCUGUAGAUGCCUUGGUGAUGGUGAUUGAGACUAACUUGGACUUCUUAGACUAG